UUAAAUCAAUCAAACAAAAAAAUGACACUUCUAAAGUAAUUUGUGAUGAAAUUGUUUUCCAAGUGAUUUUCAUGUAAUCAGCCAGAUAACAAUCCUGUAAACAAUGGAGGCGGUGCCCAAGUUGCCGUUGUUGAGUUUCGAGCUAAAAGAGAGUCCGGAGACCACACACUUUGGGCCAAAACUUAAGCAGUACAUUGCGGACGCGUACAGGGAAGACCCUGAGAGCUACAGCAAUGAGAUGCAUCAGCUGGAAAGCCUGCGGUCGUCCGCCGUGAGGCCUUCCAUUGACGCAGCGGGUCUGAGCGCGCUAUACAGAUAUUUCUGCCAACUCAGAGCCAUCCAGAGCAGGUUUCCGAUGGCUAAAGGGCAACCAGCGGCAUGUACAUUUGCCUGGAAAGACCUCUAUGCAAACAUGAGCAGUCCCCUAGCAGACAUUCGUUUUGAAAUGGCCUGCAUCUUACACAACAUUGGGGCUCUGCAUACCCAGCUUGGGGCUUCAGAGCCUCGCACAUCCCCAGAAAGUCUAAAAGCGGCAUGCACCCACUUCCAAAAUGCGGCAUGGGCCUUCCAGCUGGUGAAGGAACAGUAUCCACAGCCAACAGGGAUAGAUGUGUCACCAGAAAUGAUGACAUUGUUCCAGGAGAUCUGCUUUGCUCAAGCACAGGAGUGUAUACUUGAAAAGAGUAUUCAGGACACCAGGAAACCUAGUGUUAUAGGUGCCGUGGCAACCCAGGUGAUGUUUUUCUACCGUAACUGCCUGAACCACCUCGGUGCAUCAACUGGCUCGGAAAACGUCCAUGAAAUAAUUGGUGGCAAGCUCUACAACUUCUGGCACCGGUUCUUGUCGUUCAAAUUGUCUUAUAUUGGCUGCAUUGUGUGCUUAUAUCAAGGAAUGAACGCCGAAGAACAACAGAAGAUGGGCGAACGCGUAGCCUUCUACCAGCUCGCCGUGGACAAGCUCGCCGAAGCCCAGAAGCUCGCCAAAUACGUAGAACCCGUCCAGGUCACCAAGGAAGCCUUAACAUUCACCAAUGAUGUGGUGGAGGGCAAGCGGAAAGCGGCGAAGAAUGAGAAUGAGUUUAUAUAUCAUGAGGAAGUGCCGGAGAAGGAUUUGCUUAUGGAUAUGAAGCCGGUGUGCUUGGUUAAGGCUUUGCCGGUCAAUUUGAAUGAUCCGGAGGUGUCAGGUCCUGACAUAUUUUCCCGCCUGAUCCCAAUGGGCGCUCACGAGGCCUCCUCCGUCUACUCUGAAGAGAAGGCCAAGUUGCUCCGCCAAGUCGUCGGCCAAGUGGAAGCCAAGAACACUGAGCUUACUGAGUUCAUGUCAUCAUUGCAACUUGAUCAGUUGGAGGUGCUGGAUUCUGAUCAAAAGAUCCCUCAAGAGAUAGUGGACAGAUGUGCAGCCAUGAACGCGAAGACCGAAGUUAUACAAACGUUGGUGGAUUCCAUGAAUAAUCUCGCUGAGAUCAUCAGCGACGUGGAGAACUCGCUCGCAGAAAUUAAGACCCUCAUUCAGGAAGAAACAUUGAAAGAAAAAGAAUUCCAAAAAGUCAUGGGACCACGCCCGCCCUCCAUAGUGCAGACAGAACUAUCCAGAGAGUUCCACAAAUACCAGGAGGCCCACGCGAGAACCAACGAGUCCAACCAAGUGCUGCACAAAGCUAUGACGCUGCAUAUAGCUAAUCUGAGGCAGUUGGCGGUGCCAUUAGAUGUUCUGCAGAGUAGGAUUCCUACCAUCGAUAAUAUUGAGGGUUUGGACCGGGAAGCCAUGUCCGAAAUGCGUCGCGUCGUCGGCAAGGCGCGUCACAUGCAGUCGCAGCGCGACCAGCUGGUGAGCGCGCUGCGCGGCGCGGUGGCCGCCGACGACGUCACGGCCGCGCUGCUGGCGCGCGCCGCCGAGCCCCGCGACCAGCUGUUCGCGCAGGAGCUCGCUAAACAUGACCCUCAGGUGAAAAUAAUAGAAACAAAUCUCGCGGCUCAAGAGAACAUCAUCAACCGCCUGACGUCUCUAUACGCUUCGUACGGAGAGUCAAGACGUAUGCUGUCAGACUUGCUGAGGAAGCGAGAGAGCAUCAUCAACGCACUCAUAACCUCCUACGACACGUACGGCGAGCUCCUCGGCAAGUGCCAGAAGGGCCUCGAGUUCUACAAGAAGUUGAGCCACAACGUCAACCAACUCCUCACGAGGCUGCGAGGAACAUGCCAAGUUCAAGAGGAGGAGAGAGAGUCACUGCUUGCCAAGAACAGUAAGGGGAGUAAAGCGGCCACCGCCGUACCAUCCUCACCGGCAAGAAUGGAAAGGGCUGAAAGUGUCGAGCCUCGAAGCGAGGGCUCUGGCCUCAAACUGAAAGACUAUCUACCUUAUAUGAAGAAGAGGCAACUACCCAAGACCCCUCAAGGAACAGGUCAACCAGAAACGUUACCGCCAGAAGCGUACUACCCGGAGUCGAUAUACCCAACAUCCGUGAGACCAGCACCUGUCGGAUCAGAAGCCACCGACCCAACCCAAAUGCAACUGCCAGACGGUGUGGUCAUGCCCCAAAUGAUGCCACACCAGUACGCCCGCUACGGCACACCGUACACCCAGGAGCCCGAACCCUACUCCACACCCUCAAACUUCUCCUACCCUUCCAAAACCUACGAGAAACCCGAGGACAACCCCUAUUAUUCAGCCUACACCCCUCCUCAGUACUCCCACCAAAUGUCCAACCCACAAACAUACGCCAACCCUUACUAUUCUGGCUCUCAAGACAGUGGGACUAUAAUAACCGAUUCACAAAGUAACUCUUACACUAUGCACAGCCAAGCUAACGCUAACAUGGCUACUAAUAGUCAAAGCGUGCCAAGCAGCGCGCCAAGUAAUAGCCAAACUAAUACACCAUACAUAUACGAUAUUUACGGGCAAAAUCAAAUAGCACCAAUCCCUGAAAAUCCAUCAAUGACUUAUUCUGGUCAUGAUUUGAGCGCUAACUUUAGUCAAAUGCAAGUGUCAGCACCAAAAGAUUGCCAACCGCCGAAUUUCGGUAACGAUUAUUCUCAAACGUAUUAUAGCGUGAACUACCCUCAAGCGGCCACUCCUAAUAUGGCUACAUAUAGUAACGCUGAACAGAGUAACUCAAACACUAAUUCUACGCAUAGCACUGAUUAUAAUACUCUGAAUUAUCCAUACAGCGAUGUACCAUACGGUCCUAAUUCUGCGUCUACGUACGCACCCAAUUCUGGCGUUUCGACUUACGCACCCAAUUCUGCGGGUUCGACAUACGCACCCAAUUCUACGGCUACUUCGUAUGCGCCUGCCUCCGUUGCUUCGUAUGCUCCUAACCCUGCGACUUCUACGUACGCUCCUAAUUCUACUGCUUCCAAUUACGCACCUAAUUCUACGGGUCCUACUUACGCCCCUAACUCUGCUGCUAACGUCUCUGCGUACAGUGAGCAAUAUAACUACACAACAGGCUACGAAGCAUCAUCACAAAGCUACCCCGUAUACACGAACGCUGAUACUACAGCAUACUCCACCACCACAGUUACUAAUGUCCCAGUAUCCAUCGAGUCUACAUACAAUCCGCCCGAACCAAACCCAGCUCUAUCCCAAAUAGACGCUUACGACCAACCAAUCAAGUCACAUGUCACCGGAGAAGCAUUAAACUACCCUAACUACCAAAGUUACGAGCCUAGCUACACCCCAACCCCUAACCCAGAGACAACACCAACCCACCAACCUACCAACUUCUACCAAGACCCAGCGAACGUGAACUACGCGCAUACCUACCAAAAUCAUCCGGGUUAUAACUUCAAUCCUGGCACAGGGGGUUUCGACUAUAACUACGGCUCGCAGAAUUCUUAUGCCAGCUAUGUGCAACCGAAUAUAAACUCGCAGUCGAACCCUAAAGAUCCAAAUUGGAACGAGCAAGGGGUCUACACGAGCGCUGGAGCAUGUGAAACUGUCCAAUCUCCUUCAGAGACCCCUCAGACGCCGCAGCCAAGCGAUAAUCAGACUUAUUACAAUACGCCGUACGGAUAUAUUACUAAUACUAAUCAGUCACAAGAGGUGGUGUCGAAUCCUGAAGUAACGACUACGAACUAUGGUGCCAAUGUGAAUCAGUCGACUUAUAUGCAGUCUGGGGAACAGUACAACACUAAUGUCACCUUUAGUAAUAACAAAGUAACUACACCCAAGGAAGAAAUAGAACAGCCAACUUUUGAGGUAAAACCAGAGCCGACCCAAAGCCCUCCAGAACCAGAAACUCAAGAACCUCCACCGAUUAAAGAAGAGUCUGAACCAGCUCCAGAGCCCUCCGUUUUCGACUUACUAUCAGACAUAGAUUUCUCAGUCGAACAAAAACCUCUAACGCCUCAAAUAAAAGUGCCACAGAUAUCAGAAAGCGCGAUCAAAAAGCCUUUACAAGUGCCUAAAGUUGAAGCAAUUCCCAAACCAGUGGCAAAAGAAGAAGUGAUACAACGGCCAGCUAAAAGGGACUUGUUUUCGGACCCUAGUUUGCUGAACAGUUUUACGCAGGAGGUGAAGAAUUUGCAGACCUUGGUUGACUCGUUGACGAACAAAGUGCCGGGUGGAUUGACGUUGCUGGAUUCUAAGUGGAAGUCGUUCCAGGAUAUACAAAGUAAAGAAAACAUGACGCGAUCGAAGAACAUCGCGAAACAAUACAAGAGUGGCAACAUCGCGCCCUACGACGACUCCCGACUGAGGCUCAGGAGUGACGCGAAUGCGUACAUCAACGCUUCUUAUUAUAAGCAACUGGCUCCGUGGUGCAUUUCCCUGGUGAUAUCCUCGAUGCCACAAGAGAGGAACUACAGUGUUUUCUGGAAGGCCGUGUUGGAAAACAAAAUCACGUCUGUCGUUUGCUUGCUGAGCGAAAUUGAGAUGCAAGGCAAAUUCUACUGGCCGACGGCGAAGGGCCAAUCCUUAGACCUCCCCGGAGUGAAGGUGGUGCUGGAUGACGUCACAUGCACCGUACAUUGGACCGAACGGAACCUCACAGUGGCCCACGGGAGUACCGUGCAUAAAGUGAACCAUUAUCAGAUCAGCGUGUUCCCUGCCAAAAUCGUCUGUUCUCCUCUCAUCCUCCUUGUGGACAAGAUCCUAUCGGAGACCUUCGAGAACCGUCUCAGUAAUCAGCUCAGUGGCGCCUGGCUUCAAUGCGGCACGGGCGGCGGGCGGAGCGCGUUACUGGCGAUAAUUAUAGCGCUCGUGUGCCAAGUGCGAGCGGGACAGCCGCAGCUGUGCGAUACGCUGGACGCGGCGUGUGCGAACCUCUACAAGCACCGCACCGACGUGCUAGAAGACACCAAGUUCCUCGCCGACGCGUACAGAACGGCGCUGUUCUACGUGCAAGGAGUGCUUUGCUCUGGUACGACAUCAUUCAAUGGCGAAGCCAUCUCGGUCCCUACCGGGGCGUCCGUGUUACCCCCCGUCACGCCAACCCCCACCCCCGCCAGCUCCCAAAGAACCAAGUUCUCCCGAGAAUCCUUCGAGGAGAUGAAACAAUCGCCCGGCCUUAAGAGCGGAGACAUGAAGGACCCGCUCAACUUUCUCGAUCCACUGUGGAGCUUGAAGAAGAAAUAAAUCGAUUUUAGACUUUGAUGCGUUAUAAUAAGGUUCGUUUUAGCUGAAAUAUCCUCAACGAAAAAGUGGACGAUUUCAUAGGCGUCGAUAAAAAUGUAAUGUUCCACGGCAAAAGGUACCUUAGGCUGGCGCUUACGUCGCAUAGCGCCGCAAUAGUAUUGGAGCGGCGUUAAUAAUAGCGUAAGCGCCAACCGCCAUAUGGUACUUUUAUCCGUGGGGAGUCACAAAUAAUUUAAGGUAGGUUUUUGAAACGGAAAAAACUCAACGAAAAAUAGACAACAAUAAAUUCAUAGGCUCCUACUUUCCCACAAAUAAGUUAAAUUAUUUGAAAUCAUUUGAAUACCCGCGUUUUAUCGUAAAUGAACUUUAUACGAGAGUAGGUGAAUUAUCCAGCAAUUUUCGGCCCGUAAAAUAAGAAAUAAAGACUUCGAAUUUCGACUCUACUGCGGUACGGUAAGGUUGGUUUUUGAAUGUGAUAAAUUAUUGGAUAUAAUUAUGAUAGGUAUUUUAUUUUAUUUUAAAUUAUUGAAUCGUAGUAUUAGUUUACUUAUUCGAUUAUAACUACUCUUACUUAGGGCCGGUUGCACCAACCACAUUUGACAGACUGAUCAACGUUAGCCGGCGCGCCCCCGCGUUUUACUAUGAAACUUUCCAUAUAUUAAAAAUUUGCAAACUCUUUAACGAUACGAACAGUUUGGUGCAACCGACCCUUAGUAGUUAAUUUUAUUAUACUCUGUAUCUUUAGGUAUUUAAACAAAAGUAAACAAAUAAUUUGUAUAUUUUCGGGUAGCUAUAACAUUUAUUGAUUAACCAACCAAAUGCAAACCGCCUGGAUCUGUCACUGAACGACCUGACUUUAACCUACAUUAUUUGAUUAUGUUAUGUUUUCAUCUAACCCUCAACUGGCGGAACCAUUUGAGGGUAGAUUUUGUAUACAUUUAUUUAAAUACUUAAAGAUACAGACUGUAAUAAUGUACGUUGUUAUAGGUAAGGAAUUAUAAGAAGAGGCGAUUGGAACUAAAGAUGAACAAUGCGAAAAUCAGAAUACAAUUCCAGUUUUUAAAGAUAUGCUCUAAAUUGUUUUAUACAUAGUUCAUUGUUAUGUUAUCACAGUCAACAUCGUACAUGUGUACUUUUUGGUUUUCACUCCUUGAAAAAAGAUCAGUUGAGAGAAAUACGAGUACAUAUGGCAAUUCUUAUGUAUUGUAAAAUGUCUAUUAUGUGCAUUUAAUUCGUCCCGUUUGUCCUUAUUACCCGUCAAGUAGAUGUUCAGAAAUGUUAAAGCAAUUUAAAAAUGUAAUUAUAUACAUUUAAAUAUCAUUUAUUACAAUAAUUAGCGUUGUUUCUAGACCAAUAUUAAAUUAGAAACUAAAGUAUUUUAUAAAUGAAGUAUUCGUCGGUAAGUUGAGUGUAAUUGUUUGUAUCGAAAUCAAUUAUGUAAGUCGUUGGUUUAAAAUUAAUGUCCAAAACAUGUUUAAGUAUAUGCAAUUUAUUUUAAAGAUUAAUUGUUUAAUGUUGUACCUUUUUAAUGUUUCGUCACAAGUAGGUACCAAAAUAUACUAAUAUGUGUGUUCCAAGAUUUAUAUGCAUGGAAAAUACAAAUAUUUUAUAAAAAAAAGGAAUCGAUGGAGGCGGUGCAUUUAUAACCACUUGUUCAGUUUUGUUUUUAAAAUUUUUAGUUACAAAUAAUUUCAAGUCGGUUGCUAAUUAACGAUACAUAGGUAUUUUAUAUAAAAAAGCCUUAUUGAAAGGCUAAAUAAUUCAGCUUAGUUUAGAGACUUAUAUUAAUGUAAUAGAUUAUAAUGGCUAUUGAUCAAUGUACAUAAUAUCUCUGAACAAUAAAAUAUUAAUAAAGUUAAAUGUACAACUUUGGUCAAAUAAUGGACUUAUCAAAAUUUUUACCAAAAUAUUCCAGUUUACAAUGUAUGUACCUUUUGUUUAUAUGUAAUGUUUUAUAAGUAGUUCAUUCAAUUAAAUGUAUGACUGAUUU
This is a messenger RNA of Cydia fagiglandana, 7568 nucleotides long. It is a transcript of the gene mop, whose product is annotated as tyrosine-protein phosphatase non-receptor type 23. NCBI's taxonomy places the organism in Eukaryota, Metazoa, Arthropoda, Insecta, Lepidoptera, Tortricidae. The transcript is spliced from 21 exons. Gene Ontology annotation, cellular component: endosome. Gene Ontology annotation, biological process: endocytic recycling; early endosome to late endosome transport; protein dephosphorylation. The coding region runs from base 104 to 5578 and encodes 1824 amino acids. The record is from RefSeq and is a predicted model, not a curated record. Gene Ontology annotation, molecular function: protein binding; protein tyrosine phosphatase activity.